AUGGGCGGCGACGUGCCGCCGUUUAGCGCGCGCAAAAACCCUGGUGUACUGUGCCUUUUUGACGUUGAUGGUACAUUGACGCCUGCUCGCUUGCAUGUAUCGCAGGAUAUGCUUGAUGUACUAAAAGAGCUCCGCCAGCAUACCGCCGUGGGCUUUGUCGGCGGCAGCGAUCUCGUCAAAAUACGCGAGCAGCUCGAGUCGCCGAACCAGGACGUGCUGAAAGAGUUUGAUUAUGGAUUUGCCGAGAAUGGACUCACCGCGUACCGCCUGGGCGAGGAACUGCCGGGCGAAUCGUUUAUCAGCUGGCUUGGCAACGAGAAGUACAACCGAUUUGUCAAGCACGUUCUCGCGUACAUCUCCAAGCUCGACAUUCCUGUGAUGCGCGGCACGUUUGUCGAGUUCCGCAGGGGCAUGAUCAACGUAUCACCGGUUGGCCGCAACGCAUCUACGUCUGAGCGCAACGAGUACGAGCGCUACGAUAAGGAGCACGGUGUGCGCGCCAAGUUUGUCGAGCAUCUCAAGAAAGAGUUUUCUGAUUACGGGCUUACCUACAGCAUUGGCGGCCAGAUCAGCUUCGAUGUGUUCCCGGGCGGUUGGGAUAAGACGUACGCAUUGCGCCAUGUCGAGCAUGAAAAGGAGCUGCCCAACGGCUGGAAAGAGAUUCAUUUCUUUGGCGAUAAAACGUUCAAAGGUGGGAAUGACCACGAGAUCUUCGAGGAUCCCCGCGUGAUUGGUCAUACGGUCACGAGCCCGGAAGACACCAUCCAGCAGCUCAAGGCCCUUUUCCUUGCUUAG
Molecule: messenger RNA, 795 nt
Organism: Malassezia vespertilionis
Lineage: Eukaryota; Fungi; Basidiomycota; Malasseziomycetes; Malasseziales; Malasseziaceae
Gene: PMM1
Product: phosphomannomutase
Exons: 1
Coding region: 1-795 (264 amino acids)
Biological process (GO): GDP-mannose biosynthetic process; protein N-linked glycosylation; mannose metabolic process
Cellular component (GO): cytosol
Molecular function (GO): phosphomannomutase activity
Source: RefSeq, a predicted model, not a curated record